ACCUAAGUACCGUUUUCACACCGAGUGCCACGUACUGCCAGCUGGUCUGCACACACCACCCACGCUGCUUGCUCUUCACGUUCAUGACUGAGUCAUCUUCUGACGAUCCUACCAAAUGGUUUGCCUGCAUCCUGAAGGACAGUCUCACAGAAACAUUGCCGAUGGUACACGUGACAGGAGCGGUUUCUGGAUAUUCCUUCAAGCAGUGCCCUCAGCAAUUAAGUGCUUGCAGCAAAAAUGUGUACGUGAACCUGGACAUGAAGGGCAUGAACUAUAACAGUUCUGCUGUGAAGAAUGCUCGCGAAUGCCAGGAGAGAUGCACCAAUGAUGCCCACUGCCAGUUUUUCACAUACGCAACGGGGCAUUUUCCCAGUGUGGACCAUCGUAAAAUGUGUCUUUUGAAGUACACCCAAACGGGGAUGCCAACCUCAAUAACAAAGCUCGACAGUGUGGUAUCUGGAUUUUCACUGAAGUCCUGUGGGCUUUCGAACCUGGCUUGUAUCAGGGACAUUUUCCCGAACACCGUGCUUGCAGACCUUAACAUUGACAGCGUGUUGGCCCCAGAUGCUUUUGUCUGUCGUCGCAUUUGCACGCAUCACCCCACGUGCCUGUUUUUUACAUUCUUUACCCAAGCGUGGCCAAAAGAAUCUCAGAGACAUCUUUGCCUCCUUAAAACAUCUGAAAGCGGAUUUCCAAGCACACGCAUCACAAAGAGCAACGCCCUUUCCGGGUUCAGUCUCCAGCACUGCAGGCACAGCGUCCCAGUAUUCUGUCAUCCGAACUUUUACAACGACACUGAUUUCUUGGGAGAAGAACUGGACAUCGUCGAUGUGAAAGGCAAAGAAUCCUGCCAGAAAAUGUGCUCCGAUAACGUCCGCUGCCAGUUCUUUACCUAUUAUCCCUCUCGAGGAUCUUGCAGUGAGAGGAAGGGCAGAUGUUACUUAAAGCUUUCUUCAAACGGAUCUCCAACUAGAAUACUUCAUGGGAGGGGAGGCAUCUCUGGAUACACGCUGAGGCUGUGCAAAAUGGAUAAUGUGUGCACAACCAAAAUCAGGCCCAGGGUGUUCGGAGGAGCUGCGUCUGUUCACGGCGAGUGGCCAUGGCAGGUGACCCUGCACACCACCCAGGGACACCUGUGUGGAGGCUCCAUCAUUGGAAACCAGUGGAUAUUGACAGCAGCUCAUUGUUUCUCUGGACACACCUAAAACUCUGCGUGUCUACGGUG
Molecule: messenger RNA, 1225 nt
Organism: Rattus rattus (black rat)
Lineage: Eukaryota; Metazoa; Chordata; Mammalia; Rodentia; Muridae
Product: coagulation factor XI
Exons: 10
Coding region: 84-1205 (373 amino acids)
Biological process (GO): proteolysis
Cellular component (GO): extracellular region
Molecular function (GO): protein binding; serine-type endopeptidase activity
Source: RefSeq, a predicted model, not a curated record